Molecule: messenger RNA, 5516 nt
Organism: Marchantia polymorpha subsp. ruderalis
Lineage: Eukaryota; Viridiplantae; Streptophyta; Marchantiopsida; Marchantiales; Marchantiaceae
Source: the annotation of a GenBank genome assembly
AACAAAGUCAAGAUUACUCUGAGAUUCUAACACCAUGUUCCAAUCACAGAGUAUGAAGGAACACGAUUUUUGUGUUCGACUGUUGUCAUCACCUUGAUCGCUCAAACGAUUCAAUGACAAGAUCUGAUUGAAGAGGAUGCAUGCGUUUUUCCCAAGCUAGCCAUCGUAGUGUCUGUCUUCCCGUUGGUCUUCAUGUAGCUAGAUUCGCAGUCUCCCAGUACAAGUGUACAUCCUGUUUUUGCACAACUCAGAGCUCGUCACAUCUGAGAAAUCUGCUACAUCAUGCAUUCUAUGACAUUUUGCUUUCACAUCGCGCGAUCUUUGCUAAGAACUUGAUUUCAGAUACUCGCUGGUUCGCUCGUCAGACGCAAGGUCCGCUGCCCGCUGCUGCGCUCAUCGACGACGACGUUGUUGCGUUCAAAGAGAGGCAGAGCAGAAGAAGAGAGGCCGUGCAAGAGCUCCGACAUCUUUGAUUUUCUUCUUCCCAGCCAGCGUCGGAAGGCACACGAGAUACUCGCUGGUUCGCUCGUCAGACGCAAGGUCGCUGCCCGCUGCUGCGCUCCAGUCGACGACGACGUUGCUGCGUUCAAAGAGAGGCAGAGCAGAAGAAGAGAGGCCGUGCAAGAGCUCCGACAUCUUUGAUUUUCUUCUUCCCAGCCAGCGUCAGAAGGCACACGAGUGCAAGAAGUCUCAUGCCCAGCAGACACUACGACGGGAAGAGAAGUUUUCUUCGGGAGAGCCGGCUUUCGGAUCGAGGAGAGUGCUCCCUGUAGGCCCGGUUACAUUUCGCUCGCGCAUGCCAAGCAGCAAACGUUUCUUAAUCUCUGAGAGUGGAGGAGAGAAAGGAAGGUGCAGGUGCGUCCAUCUUCAGUCACGCUGCUGAACUGGCGACACGGGAAAUGGACUCCGCACACGAGGAACCGGAGCUUCCCUCCGCCAUCCAGGACCUUGUACAGCGUCUGGAAGGACAAGGCGAGCCUAUAACGGAGCUUCCCUAUUUAACCAACCCAGAGUUUCGGGAGUUCUUUCCGCUGAAGAAAGCACUCUCUAGAGUCAUAGGGUGGCGAAGCCAAGUGCGUCUUCGAGUGCUGGAGGCAAUCGGCAGCUGCAACACCUUUGAGAUUCUGAACAUGGGCAAUAUUUGUGGGCUAUAUUUCUCGAGGUUGACGGCAAGCGAGUGGGAGGUAGUUCUCAGCGGUUUCAGGUCUAGCACUGUUCUUAAAAAGAUACGAGUUGAUUCGUUAUACCAUUCAGAUGAUGCGGAAAUGGAGAGCUUCUGUUUCCAGCUUGGGAGAAUUCUGAAUUCCUCUAGCGUAACAGAGUUAGAACUGGGUGGGAGAUUGAGUGCCAGAUGUCUCUCGAAUCUCGCCUCAGGUCUGCGAGGACGUUCCGAUUCUAAACUCAAGUCUUUAGAUUUAGGGGUAACGUGGGAGGACUCGAGUGCGGUGAAGUAUGUGGCUGACAUGAUCAAUAGUGCUCCUCUAUUAGAAACGUUGCGUUUAGGCGGCAAUUUUGAGGACAUGGAGGCGAGACCGUUGGACGAGACCGUUGGAAUCCUGUCCCAGGCUUUGAUCCAGAGCUCGUCUCUGAAAGAAUUGACCUUAACCACGGGGGAUUGGACCGUAAAAGGCAGGGGGAAGUGGGCAUGGCCCUUGUUGCUGAAAGCAUUGACCGGAGAUGAUCGCAACCGAUCCAUUGAACGUCUUCGGCUAACGCGUAUGGAAGGACUCGGAGACUGUUUAAGGGAACUUCUUAUUUCCAACCCAUCAUUGAAGGAAGUGACGUUGGAAUUCUUGAAGAUGAGGAGUCCUGAGCAAUGGCACCAGCUCGGCGAAGCCAUACGUGACAAUGCCAAUGCCAUAGCGACAACUAUACUUGUUAGGUUUCGUGGUGAAGAAUGGAAGUCAAUAGAAGCUCUUGCUCGUUCUGCUAGCUCCGAAGUCAACGACCCCACUCUGGAGAUUACACUCCAUGUUGUGAGUGAAGAUGAAGUGAUGUUAUCAUUAAACCUAUUAGGUAGGGUACUGCGAGGGGAAAUCACAUCUCUGAAAUCUCUGAGUAUAUCUCGAGACGAAGAUGAUAGAAAGAUUAUCACGUUCAGUAUACCCCCUAUGAAUGGAAAAAGUGGAGAAACUUCAGUCCUGAAGAGACUGGAAUUAUCUGUCCGAAGCGAAGAUAUUUCGAAGGGAGUAUGGGAGGACCUGCUUCGGUGCAUGCGAGGGAACCACCUCACUCACUUGGAUUUGUCAGACUCCGAAGUCGACGAGAAGGCGUUCAGGGACGUGAUGGGGGUACUGCAAGUUAACUUGGCUCUCCAAGAAAUCGACGUCUCACGAACAUCAUGGGCAACGGACGGAAAGGCGGCGCAGAUUCAAGAGGCCCUGAAGCAGAAUCAAAAGCGAGCCGUCUACAUGUCAGUGUUCCGAGAAGCCAAGUUAACAUUUGGAGAUGCAAAAGCUGGUCGACUCUUCUUAUGCGGCUCUCCUAGAGCAGGAAAAACUCAAUUGCGUAAAACCCUGAUGAGGAUCAAUCAUAGUUGGCUACACAGAAGCAGUCUAUACAAUAAAUGGGACGUAUUGUGGAGGACCAAAGGCAUCGAAGUGGAGUAUUUGCAAAAUAAUGACAAAAUGCAAAUCUCAAUUUGGGAUCUGGCGGGACAAUGGAUUUUUCGUACCCUUCAGAAUGUGCUCUUUCCUCAAACCAACAAUUUUUGUGUUUUUCUUUUUGUGUAUAGCCCUUUCUGUGAGGAAACAUCUAAAAACAAACCAGACUCUUGUUUCAAAACUGAGCUAGAGGAUUGGUUAAGCUUCAUCACAUCCAGCGUUAAGAUCACGGGACGUGAUCUUCCCCAAGUUUUUGUUGUCAUUUCACACAAAGAUAAAGCCACAUACAGCUCUGUGAGUUGGACUCAGUCCAUAAUUGAAGAACUCACCCAAAGAUUUGCAAAUUUUGUGAAUCUUCUUCCUGUUCAAGAGUGUUUUCACGUGGAUUCUAGGAAGAAAAAACAAAUUAUUCCUCUCAACAGUCACAUUUUUGAGAAUUUUAACAAGUUGUUGAGUGAAAAAUCUCCACAGGUUCCUCUUUUGUGUUCUCAACUCACCUUCCUCUUAGUUACAAAAACCAAGAAGAAUAGAAGUUUCCCUCUGUGGUCAUCCAAAAAAUUUCAUGAUUUCUGUGCUCCCAGUUUCACACAAUUUGUUCCAUCAUCUCAUGCUCACUCUGUUGAUCAUUCAAGUAUAAUGAAGUCCAUCAUAUCCUACUUGAAUGAUGUUGGAUCUAUAGUAUACAUUCCUAAUGUUAAGUAUAUCAUUGUAGAUCCCAACUGGCUCACCAAUACCUUCCUGGGUGAGCUGAUAGCUUUGGGUCAAAAUUUUCAAGCUCAAGAGUCAGAGCCUUCUAAUAGAACAAGUUCAUAUGCAAGCAAGGACGGAUUUGUGAGUGAGAGUGUUUUUGCUCGGUUGAUAGAAGAAUUUUUGAGAAACCAACCCCAUGGACAGAGAGGUGUGGGAAGAGUGGAGCUUGAAAACAUCCUUGUCAAUUUAGAUUUGUGUUUCAAGCUCGAAGAUAGUUCUCAGUAUUUCAUUCCUUCCUUCAUCCCUGAGCAUGCAAGCAAGGAAGAACAGGAUCAUCAAGAAGCGGGGCACGUGAAGUCGAUGUAUUGGGAAAAUAGAAGUGAGACUUCACAAUUUGUCGGCAUUCGGAUUGAAUGCCAAGACGGAAGAACAAUGUCAUUGAGGGCUGCGUUUUUUCCACGCUUCCAGGUGAGGUUGAAUUAUGCUUUCACACACACACAGAUAAAUCGUUGUAAGUGUCAACUUUUGUUUGUAAUUAGUGUAUGAUGAAGCAAAUGUUUCCUUUUUAUUAACUGCGACAAAUAAUUUGAAUGUCCCACUAGAGAUUUACCAAAUUUUGUAUGAUUGUAGAUGUUCAUGAGACGCAAGUUGAAAUCCGAGAUGCAUGUUUCCGAGGAGAAUAUUACCUGCUCUCGACAUUAUCUGCGACUUUUCCUUGACGGGCAUGAGAUAUAUAUCGAGCAUGUUCAGAGUGAAAAGUCCCACAAAUACGUAGAUAUUUUGAUGUUAUGCUCGAGGCAUAAGUCAAGGGAGGUGGCUACUAAAUAUGUGAUGAGGCAUAUUGUCCAGGAGUUGAUAUCAUUUUGCGCAUCACCAAAAGGCUGUCCCGGGGUGGCAUUAGUGCUAGGUGUGAUCCAAACAUUUUGUGUGGAGAUGCUGAUUCCAAGUCAUCUUAGAGGAGCCAUUUUGAUCGAGAAGCUAAAAUCGGAAUUCAUUUGUAGCAUCAAUAACAAACUUGAGGAAAUGCCGUUGGAAAGGUUGCACUUGAUGGAGAAGGAAGAGUUGUUCGACUAUGAGCACUGUUGGCCCCGGAUAGAAGGGCACAUUGGCGGAAGAUCCGAACUGGUUAGAGAUUUGUUGUGGGAGAGCGAUGUGGAAGCAGUUGUGAACGAGAUUCGACAGAAACGAAUUGAAGAAUUGAAGUCAUUGCAGGAAUGUCUAAUUAGCGUGGACAAUGAUUUGGCUCAGUGUUAUCCUGAAGCUGAAAACAUGGUUAGCGACUUGAAUUUCCCCCCAAUGAAGGACCCCAAACCACUCACAUCCAGGUGCUUGAGUCGUGCCAGCACAAGUGUGGAGAAUCCAAGUGUGGAGACCCAACUUGUUUUGUUCAAGAUUGACCAGGUACUACAAAAGGUUGAUGGUUUGGACGAGAAGUUGAGAUCAGUGCAGAGCAUUUUGCAGAGAAUGGAGAUGAAAAUGGGACAAAUACUCUCUUUGCAUCAAGAACUGCAGUCAACGCUGAGUGCAUUUGUGUCUAAAGUGGACAGGAUAAUUCAGUAUUCUGAUUCGCUUCAGCAGGCCAAAAUGCCCAAGCGACCUUACGUUACAAACGAUGUUGGUCUCUUCUAUAGAAUGAGUGCGCUUCUGCAUAAUGGGACAACCGUCCGCUUACAAUUGAUGUGUGAGUCAGUGACUGGGUUUCACACUGUCAAAGAUCAAGAAGGUUUGAAGAUACGCUUGGAUCAGGGGAAUAGCUUGUGGAUUCGGAAAACUAUCGAAAUCUCAUACAAAGUCAUGUAUUAUGCUCUCAAGGCUGGACUGGAUAAGACAGUCGGUUUGGGCCAAGCGAUUCCGGACUGGGGAGAUUUAAAAUCUGAUAUUGUUCAACUAGAAGAUAUUAGUGAUGAUGAUCAUAGGGCAUUUCUCAAAGGUGGGGAAAGCAAGGAGCUGCAAGAAGCAUGGUUGAGGAUUCAGCAAACUCUUGCGCCUCAGCUUCAAAAUCGUUAUUCCGAAAUCUUCAAGUUGUAUCAGGUGAAAUACGUCAAUUUAGAUAAAGGUGGGCAUGCAUGGGUGUGCGAGAAGUGCAUGAAUAAAGGCCUUCGUUGUGGAAUUUUGACAUGUUAGGAUUUUGAAGAGGUUAGAAUGUCACUAUGCAAUUGACAAGCAUAUGUUUAGACCAUCAUGCAAUAUACAACUCUGCAAAUUCUUCCUUGCAGUUUUCAC